This is a messenger RNA of Cladophialophora bantiana CBS 173.52, 1773 nucleotides long. RefSeq lists its product as uncharacterized. Bases 1 to 1773 code for a protein of 590 amino acids. Lineage: Eukaryota; Fungi; Ascomycota; Eurotiomycetes; Chaetothyriales; Herpotrichiellaceae. The transcript has a single exon. The record is from RefSeq and is a predicted model, not a curated record. Gene Ontology annotation, cellular component: catalytic step 2 spliceosome; U2 snRNP; precatalytic spliceosome. Gene Ontology annotation, biological process: mRNA splicing, via spliceosome.
AUGGCUGCCGCUGUGAAGCCGACAAAGAAUCAGCUUAAGCGAGCAAAGAAGAAGGCCGAGAAGGAGAAGAAAAAGGUAUACUUGUUCUCUUGUAAACCUGUACACAAGAUUAACAACAUGCAGGCUGGCAACGAACAAACCCCUGACACCGAUGGAAAUACCACCAAACCUGAGCCAAGAGAAGAGCCACCCGAAGCACCGAAUGGCGGAAAGACUAGAUCUGAAGAAGCGCGCAAUGGCGGCCCCAUAAGUGAGCCCCUCAUCGUCGACGAGGAGAAUCCUCUGUUCGACAUGUAUAAAGACGUCAUGGGAAAAUUCGAAGAGGUGGAUAAGGAAGGUCCCGCGCUGAAGGAGCCAGAGAAGCCUGAAGUGUAUUAUGACGACGAUGAUGAUAUUCCAGAUGAAGAUGAGGAGAAUUCAGUGCCAAAAAUCUCAAAGAAAAAGAAGAAAGAGAUGACAAAGCUGUCUGUGGCAGAACUGAAGGCUCUUGUCAAAAAGCCUGAGAUGGUGGAAUGGACAGACACCUCGGCACCCGAUCCGAAGUUGUUAGUCCACAUCAAGUCAUAUCGAAACGUUGUUCCUGUGCCGAGCCACUGGUCGCUUAAGAGAGAGUAUCUGUCUUCCAAACGGGGUAUCGAAAAGCCGCCUUUCGCGCUGCCGAAAUUUAUCCAAGAAACCGGUAUCGCAGAAAUGCGAGACGCGAUUUUGGAGAAGCAGGAAAACGCCACAUUGAAGCAGAAACAACGUGAGCGAGUACAGGGAAAGACAGGCAAACUUGAUAUUGAUUACCAGAAACUAUACGACGCGUUCUUCAGGUUCCAGACCAAACCAGAGUUGACUAGGUAUGGCGAGGUCUAUUACGAGGGCAAGGAGUUUGAAACGAAUCUACGACACCUGCGACCCGGGGAAUUGUCUGAUGAAUUGAAGGAGGCGCUCAACAUGCCCCCUGGUGCACCUCCUCCGUGGUUGAUCAAUAUGCAGAGAUACGGACCCCCCCCUUCGUAUCCUGCCCUGAAAGUCCCUGGAGUGAAUGCUCCUCCCCCACCCGGCGCAAGUUGGGGAUUCGCACCUGGACAAUGGGGCAAACCACCCGUUGAUGAAGCAACCAACAGACCUCUAUACGGUGGCGACAUCUUCGGCGUACUACAACAGCAACAGAACGCCCAGCAAGGCGAACCCGUCGAGAAAGAACUGUGGGGUGAGUUACAAGAACAAGAAGAAUCAGAGGAGGAGGAGGAAGAGGAGGAGGAAGACGAAGAAGAAAUCGAUGGUGGGUUAGAGGCUUCAACUGGUCUGGAAACACCCAGCGGCAUGACCUCUGCCGUGCCCACUGAGAUUGGUGGCACGGAAACCGUCUCCGAGUUCGACUUACGCAAACGCCGUGGCACGGAAACCGAAGAGUCAUCUCACCCACGGUCCGCAUAUCAAGUCAUUCCGGAACGCCAGUCUCGUGUCGAGGGUUUCUUCGGUGGCGACCGUGUCUACGAUUUAAAGGCCGCUCAACAGCAAGCCGCCGCUAACAUCCCUGUCCUCGGGCAAGAUGAUACCUCUCGGAAACGCAAGAAGCCUGGCGAUGUGGAUGUGUCAAUGGACCCGGAUGCUCUUGCUGCACACGAUGGAAUGGAUAAAGAAGAACUGCGCCGGGCGUACGAGCAGGGUCGUAGAGCGGAGCAGAAUCCAAAUUGGGAUUUCCAGGAAGAUUUGUCCGAGAUGAUUGCGACAGAAUCAAGGAAGAGGCAGAAGAGGGAUGAAGAGAGGAGAGGAAAGAGAUGA